Molecule: messenger RNA, 1197 nt
Organism: Laccaria bicolor S238N-H82
Lineage: Eukaryota; Fungi; Basidiomycota; Agaricomycetes; Agaricales; Hydnangiaceae
Exons: 4
Coding region: 1-1197 (398 amino acids)
Biological process (GO): nucleobase-containing compound metabolic process
Molecular function (GO): 3'-5' exonuclease activity; nucleic acid binding
Source: RefSeq, a predicted model, not a curated record
AUGGACCCGCCUAGUUUUUCCCUCUUCGAAAAGACUCCACCCCGCCCAGCCCCAACCCUAUCCUAUUCCUGGAAAGAACGAUGUCCAGAUGCCCAGCUACUGUAUAUUCAGGAUGCUGAGCUAGCAAAUAAGGAGUUGUCAAUCCUUACACCUGGCGCAUUUGGUUUCGACCUCGAAUGGAAACCGAAUUUUGUCAAGGGAGAGGGGGAGAAUCCGGUCGCUUUGGUGCAGCUGGCUAACGACGAAACAAUUCUUCUGCUCCAGAUCAGUGCGAUGAAAGAAUUCCCGACCAAACUGGAAGAAAUACUCGGUAGCUCUGACUUUCUAAAAGUUGGCGUCGCCAUCCAACACGAUACCCAGAAGCUAUAUAAAGAUCACCAGGUUUCGACAUACAACUGCGUGGACCUUUCUCUGCUUGCCCGAUCCAUUGAUAAUGAUCGAUGGAAAGGGAAAUAUAAUUCCUCUCUCGGUCUUGCUAGAGUCAUUGAAUCGUACGAAUAUCGCCUACUUGGCAAAGGCAAGAUCUCACGGAGUAACUGGGAGGGUCAACUGCGCGAUCCACAACAAUUAUAUGCAGCCAAUGACGCACAUGCGGGAUAUACAAUUUAUAGGAGGCUCAUCGCGAUGGUGAAUUCAUCCUCAACGCCUCCAAAGAGUGUUUGGUAUACGUUCGAUUCUGUCCGAGGUCGGCUCUGUCAGCCUUCAGGAGAGCAGUGGCGUGCUUACAAUCCAAUUUAUGAUCCUGGCCCUCCCCCUCCCCCCCGUGUUUCGAAAGAACCCAAGGCCGCGGACGACGAAGCCAAUAACAACUCGUCGGGACCUUCACAAUUACCAGAUAACAACUUAGAAAACAGGUUGAACGAGAGACCGUUUCGUGUACGUGGACGAGCGGGAAGAUUUGUUUCCUCCCGACCCCAAGCACCAGACCCUUCUUUUCGGGGGCCUAGAAAUGCGGAGAAUUCUGCUUCAAGCAAUCGUCAAUUCUCCGCGAGCGUUGCUCCUUCACACUAUGGGCCUUUGGUUCCUUCUCCUUCUCCCCAAGUCAGCAGCUCGACAGCGCCCACCACGGAUUCCUCUCAGCAAUCUCACUCGGACCACAUCGGUUUUCGGCCACGGCCCAGGAGAGGCCGUGGUAGGGGUCGUGGCAACCCCAGGAUAAACAUUAAUCCGACGGAAGGCGCAAAAAGAUCCAUUUAA